AUGAGGCCUGCAACGGGUAAAAGAAAGGUGAAACUUGCAUGGAUCGUCAAUGAGAAUGCAAGAAAAGCCAGUUUGAAGAAGAGGAAACUAGGGUUGGUGAAAAAGGUUCAAGAACUCACGAUCUUGUGUGACGUCAAGGCUUGUCUGAUCAUUUUCAGCGCUGACGAGGCCGCCCCGCUGGUCUGGCCGAAUCCCGAGGUGGCCCGCGGCCUCCUCGACCGUUAUUUCGCGUUACCCGACAUCGAAAGGAGCAAGAAGGCGACCAAUCAAGAGUCCUAUCUAAGGGACAAGACGGGAAAAGCUCAAGAACAAUUGCUCAAGAGUCAAAAGAAGAACCGAGAAGCUGAGAUGGAUCAUCUAAUGUUCGAGAUAAACAACGGUAAUAAAAGAUUAUCAGAUCUAUCUACAAACGAAGUCUAUAGCCUGAUCUCGUACUCGAGGGAGAAGAUCGGGUUAUUGAGGAAAAGGGGUGAGUUGAUUCACCAGCCACCACUACGUAACGUUCCGGGCCUUCCCAACCAGCCGGCGAACAGAGAUGCAGCCGCGGGAGGGGAAGGAAAUGGUGUUGGUGCUAACCCUAUGGACGACCAAAAUCAGUACUUGAUGGAUCAAUGGAUUUUCCAUCCAGCCGGUUCAUCCACCGUCGCCUUGCCCCUUUCGGUCGCUCCUCCGACUGAACAGCAAACGAUCACUUAUCAAGACGAUCCGACCUAUAUCCAGAUGGGUAUAUCUCUACAGCAACCUGGGAGCUUUCUUCCGGCCCAAGGAAACGGCGGCAGCAGUAGCAGCACAAACCCUAAUCUGGAGAUGAGUCUGAUGUCUGCGCAGAAUUCUAAUGUAAAUUUCAACGGUAUGUCUCGUUUAGCAAAUCAUCCGUCCUACCAGAGGAUAAUGAACAUGAAUCUGAACAAUAACAGCGACAACCCGAGGGGUGAAACGAGCUUAGUUCCCAUGGGACUUGGCCUUCCCUCAAUUGGAGGUCAUUCACGUGUUCAACCCAUGAUGAUGAGCCAUUUGCGAUCAUUCCAUUCAAAUUUUACUGGCAAUGAACUCGGAAUGAUGGGUGCUGCUGCAAGAGAAGGAAGUAGCAGUAGAGCACCAUUCAGAAGUGAUCUGAGGUUGAACCAUCAACGCAAUCGAGGAGAGAGCAGCUCGGCCGGUGGGGCCCUGAGGCUGCAGCCGCCUGGUGAAGGGUCAUCAUCGGUUCCUCGAGAUGUGGAUAUGGACGGUCCUUCCGGUUCGAACAAGGAUCCACCUGAUCAGUGA
This is a messenger RNA of Tarenaya hassleriana, 1266 nucleotides long. RefSeq names its product agamous-like MADS-box protein AGL80. The transcript has a single exon. Gene Ontology annotation, molecular function: DNA-binding transcription factor activity, RNA polymerase II-specific; RNA polymerase II cis-regulatory region sequence-specific DNA binding; protein dimerization activity. Lineage: Eukaryota; Viridiplantae; Streptophyta; Magnoliopsida; Brassicales; Cleomaceae. The record is from RefSeq and is a predicted model, not a curated record. Gene Ontology annotation, biological process: positive regulation of transcription by RNA polymerase II. Bases 1 to 1266 code for a protein of 421 amino acids.